Musa acuminata subsp. malaccensis (wild Malaysian banana) is the source of this 785-nucleotide messenger RNA. RefSeq names its product abscisic acid receptor PYL4-like. The record is from RefSeq and is a predicted model, not a curated record. Lineage: Eukaryota; Viridiplantae; Streptophyta; Magnoliopsida; Zingiberales; Musaceae. Gene Ontology annotation, cellular component: nucleus; cytoplasm. Gene Ontology annotation, biological process: abscisic acid-activated signaling pathway. Gene Ontology annotation, molecular function: protein phosphatase inhibitor activity; abscisic acid binding; signaling receptor activity.
AUUAGAGAAGGAGUGGAAACAAAGGCGAAACAAUGCCUUAUAAUUCUCCUCCCGAGCCUUCAGUCCAAGUUCAGAGGGUCACCGGCGGUGGUGGCGGCGUCAUGGGCGCGCGGGAGCGGUGCACGGCACAUGAGCUGCCGGAGGCGACGGCGAAGCACCACGAGCACGCGGUGGGGGCGAGGCAGUGCUGCUCGGCGGUGGUGAAGAGGGUAGCGGCGCCGGUAGCGGCGGUGUGGGCGGUGGUGCGGCGCUUCGACAAGCCGCAGGCCUACAAGCACUUCGUCAGGAGCUGCCGCCUCGUGUGCGGGGACGGCGGGGUGGGCACCCUCCGGGAGGUGCGCGUCGUCUCGGGGCUGCCCGCCGCGACCAGCACCGAGCGGCUCGAGAUCCUGGACGACGAGCACCACGUGCUCAGCUUCCGGGUGGUCGGCGGCGAGCACCGCCUCGCCAACUACCGGUCUGUCACCACGCUCCACCCCGACACGGCCGGUGCCGCCGAGGGGACCGUCGUGGUGGAGUCGUACGUGGUGGACGUGCCGCCGGGGAACACCAGGGACGACACGAGGCUGUUCGUCGACACCAUCGUCAGGUGCAACCUCCAGUCCCUGGCGCGCACCGCCGAGGCCCUCAACCGGCGAGGCGGGGCCACGGCCGUUGCCGUCCGCAUGGCAAACCCGUAAUUUGCUCCUGCAAUCGUUAUUAUAGUUCAUCCUUUUGGUAAAGCCGUGAAAUAAUAUUAUUCGUAAUCCAUCUCUCAACUUUAUAGUCAUUUUCAUUUGAAGCCG